Molecule: messenger RNA, 3883 nt
Organism: Colossoma macropomum (tambaqui)
Lineage: Eukaryota; Metazoa; Chordata; Actinopteri; Characiformes; Serrasalmidae
Product: secretin receptor
Exons: 13
Coding region: 1321-2646 (441 amino acids)
Biological process (GO): adenylate cyclase-modulating G protein-coupled receptor signaling pathway; cell surface receptor signaling pathway
Cellular component (GO): plasma membrane
Molecular function (GO): peptide hormone binding; secretin receptor activity; G protein-coupled peptide receptor activity
Source: RefSeq, a predicted model, not a curated record
GAGAGAGAAUAAGAGGUUGACAGACUAAGAGAGAGAAUGUACGUUAAAGGAAAGUAAAAAAAAAAUAAAUGGAAUUCUGAAUGGAAUAAUCAAGUGGAAAACACUGUGGAAAAUUCAUGUUCCUCAAGGUGUCAAAUUUGGUAUGAAUGAAAUAUUUCCUAAAGAACGAUUUUACAGGUUUCUUUUCCAAAAUAGUUCAAAAUAGUUAAUCAAAUGAAGUUUUCACAGAUUCCCCUCCUUAUCACAAAUGUGGUCAAUCAGCCAUGGUCAUGGGGUUUAGACAUGGUUGGUGUCAGUUUAGGCUAGCCCACUAAUAAUGUAGUAAUACACUAAUAUUAGGCUUAAAAUGGACUCAAAAUGAAAUUUUCGUCAUUCAUGAUCAACUCUAUCCAUAUCAUAACCGUAAAAUAUUAAUGUGCUUAACUAAAGAUGAAACUACUACAGGCCUAUUGCUAUACAGUAAAACAUUUUGUGAAAAACUGAAAGUGGUCAAAAAUGAAAUGUGAAAACCAGCUAGAUAAUGACUGAAAGCCCAGGGACACGGUGGUGGGCUUCAGGUUAAAAAUGCAUUAAAGCACAGUGACUACCACCAUUCCCACUGUGCCCCAGUGGAAAUCCAUAGUUCUCACAGCAGGACCAGGCAAAGAGGGCAGCAAGGGCAAGUCAUUGUGAGCCUUAGAGAAUAUGAGAAUAAUUCAGAGCGAAACUCAUUCCUCUUCUGUCCUGCAGACUCAGCCUGAAGCUUACAUAAGCUGUGAAGGAUGUUUGGGGAAAUGUGGAACCAUAUUGUUCAUCACUGUGACCUACUGCAACAUUCUCAAAAUGACGUUAGGAAGGAGGGAGAGAGAGAGAGAGAGAGAGAGAGAGAGAGAGAGAGAGAGAGAGAGAGAGAGAGCAGUGCUGAGAACGAGAGAAAAAUGGGAAGCCUCUUGGACUCUACUUCCCUCUACGUGCCACAGCCUAUAUCACAUUAUUCUCCGAUAAAUCAAAUAAUGCAGAGCUCGAUGUGUAGCUCCGUGUGGAAAGGUUCCUGUUCAUUACUCAAACUCCUCACACAAGCUCGAGACACGCAGCCUCAGUCCGGAGCUCACAGCUCGUUUUAGUUGGAGCGGGGAACGGGCUGAUUUGUGGAUGUGACUAUAGCGUGUGAUCAUGUUUUCCUCGAGCUUCCCAGUAAAGCUGGAAUUCCUCGGUGCAGGCUGUCCGCGCUGGAGCGCGUUCGCGGGCGCGGAGUGCUGAUCAGAGAUGAGCGUUGUUAACUGGAGGGAAUUCUGACUUAUCUGACAUCAGCAGCUCCAGCAGAGCAGCCCGAUCGUCCGCAUGAGGCUCUGGACUCUCAGCAGAGCCGCAGUGGCGGUUCUGCUCCUUUUCUGUUCACACGUAAAAGCCAUUCCUUCAGAGUGUGAUCCAGAGAUCCAGUGGCUGAAGGAGGAGGAGAACUGCUACAGCAUCAUCCACGAAGACAACCUCACACACACUGGCUCCACAGGCUGCAGUGUAUUAUGGGAUCAUCUGAACUGUUGGCCACAUGCCCAAGUGGGGGAAACCGUCUCCCAACCCUGCCCCACAUUCCUCAGGGUCAAAGGGGACGUGAUGAGGAACUGUACAGAGGCUGGCUGGUCAGAGCCUUUCCCACCAUAUGAGCUGGCCUGCGGAUACACGCUGAAUAACACACUUCACUUUCCCCCAGAUGUUAUGCAGAUGUCAUAUGAGUAUUUCAUGUGGGUAAGGAUCAUGUACUCAGUGGGAUACAGCAUCUCACUGAUCUCCCUCAUCAUUGCUCUCACAUUGCUGUGCAUUUUCAGAAAGCUCCACUGCACACGCAACUUCAUCCACAUGCAGCUCUUCCUCUCCUUCAUCCUGCGAGCUGCUUUUAUCUUCAUUAGAGAUGCAGUGCUGCACAACUCUCAGGACUACUACCACUGCGACUCUCAUCCGCCUGGCUGCAAGGUGGCACUGUUGUUGUCUAACUACUGCAUCCUGGCCAACUACAGCUGGUUGCUGGUGGAAGGUCAUUACUUGCACAGCCUGAUCCACCUGUCCCUUUACUCUCAGAGAAAACGCCUGCAUUGGUACAUCAGCCUUGGCUGGGGCACUCCUGUGCUCAUCAUCAUCGUCUGGAGUGUGGCCAAAUACCUGCAGGAGAAUGAGGGGUGUUGGGAAACAAGAGGCAACAGCUGGAUCUGGUGGAUUCUGAGAGUUCCUGUUUUCUUAGUCAUAAUAGUGAACAUGGUGUUUUUCAUGAGAAUUAUACGGACAUUAGUGCGCAAGAUGAGAGCUCCAGACAUGAUUGGAAAUGAAUUUAAACAGCACAGGAAGCUGGCCAAGUCCACACUGCUGCUGGUGUCGCUGUUUGGUGUGCAGUAUGCACUCUUCACUUUUUUCCCUGAUGAAGUCAGCAUUCUCACCUUCCAAAUCUGGAACGCUAUUGAGCUCGCUAUGGCCUCUACACAGGGCUUCAUUGUAGCUCUCCUCUACUGCUUCCUAAAUGGAGAGGUUCAACAUGAGAUUAGGAGGCGCUGGCGACGGUGGCAACCAAAGAAGCGUUUCCAUGGUGAUCCCAGAAUGCACAAUGGUUCCCUGAGUCACAGUGGCCUGCCACUCACACAGAUUUCACUCUUAGCCAGAGCUAACAACAUGACCUAACACACACACACACACACACACACACACACACACACAGUGUGUUCUAACACAUGCUGUAACACAACCACAGUGCAAUACUAAACACACAACUGAUCAGUACAACACAAUACAACCUAAUAUAUGCCACAAAAGCAUAACAAAUAUAUCAGUACUACAUCACAUUUAAAAAAAUAAAAUAGAAUUAAUAAAUAAAUAAAUCACAGCAAGAAAGGCCUGUGUUUGAAUCUCUGGCUGGGCAACCAGGAUCCUUUCUGUGUGGAGUUGCAUGUUCUCCCUGUGUCUGUGUGGAUUUCCUCCUACAGUCCAAAGACAUGCAGUCAGGCCAGUUGGAGACACUAAAUUGCCACUAGAUGUGUGUGACUGUAUAUGUCUGUGUAUCUGCCCUGUAACAGACUGGUGACCUGUCCAGGGUGUUUCUUGCCUUCCGCCCAAUGAGUGCUGGGAUUGGCUCCAGCACACCCCGCGACCCAGGUGGAUAAGCAGUUUAGAUAAUGAGUGAAUUAAUUAAUUAAUAAAUAUUGGACUAUGGUUUUUCUUGCUAUUUGCAUGGCCCUUUGCUGCAGUAACAGCCUCUGCUAUUCUGGGAAGGGUUUACACUAGAUGUUGGAACAUUGCUGUGGGGAUCUGAUUGCAUUCAACCACAAGAGCAUUAGUGAGGUCAGGUACUAAUGUUGGAUGAUCAGUUCUGGAUCACAAAAGUCACUCCAACUAAUCCCGAAAGAAUUCAGUGGUGCUCCAUCACUCCAACAACUGUGUUAGUAUGGGUGCACCUUAAAGUAGCUGAAGUGACAAAUUUAGAUGGGGUGUCUGGAUACUCAAACACUCUACUGCUCUAAAUAAAGGUAUUUAUGUCAUCUUUCAUUUAUACUGUAAUGUGGGAUUAAAAUCAGUUUAAUUUACAAGGAAAAAUAAUACUUUUCCAUAGAUUUAUACAUCAAACACAUGCUUUCACAAACCUGAAAACUCCAAAAAGAAUACAUUUCUGUGUUGAUUGUAAAGUGUAAUAUUGUAAAGUGUUGUUUACUUUAAAUUAUAUACCUGUCUGAGGAUGCUCUAUGUCAGAAACCCCAGGUUGACCCAGGCUCUCACCCAGAGUAUGCUUCUGAACAAGAGGGUUUUUAGCUCACCAGUUUAAAUCAAUACUGCUUAGCUUGUUAUGACUUAAAGUACAUACUGAAAAACAAGAAAUUAGGUUAUAAAGCACGAAGAGAGGUAUUACUAAUCAUGUUGCUCCAUG